AUGCAGUUGGAAGUUCUAGCUGUGGUAGAACUGCACGCUUUCGUACUUGCAUUGGUGCCCUCCACACGGUUUGCCCUGGCAUUGAUAUGCUUCUUUGGAUGCUUCGUCACCUAUUCGCUUCGCACCAAUAUGAGCUUUGCCAUUGUAUGUAUGGUCAUCGAGAAUAAGACAACAGAACUGGAGCCCGGCGCCGUGAACAAAUGUGGGAAAGAAAUUGUUGUUUCAGAUGCAAAUGAAAUUGUGACUGGUGAGUUUGAAUGGAGCAAAUCGAUCCAAGGACAGAUUCUCGGGGCGUUCUUUUGGGGAUAUCUUGGAAGCCAGGUACUUGGCGGCUAUUUGGCUUCUCGGUUUGGUGGAAAACGUGUGAUCCUUACAUGCAUACUCGGGUCUUCAAUUCUUACUCUAGCAAGUCCAGUAGCCGCUCGCACUAAUGCCUACUUCCUGGCCGGCCUUCGUGUUGCCAUAGGUUUCCUGCAGGGUGCUACCUUUCCUGCAAUGCAUACCAUGUGGUCGGUGUGGGGUCCUCCGCUUGAACUGUCUGUUUUAACAGGUGUCACAUAUGCAGGAGCGCAAAUUGGAAACGUUUUCGUGCUUCCGCUUUCUGGGUUCCUUUGUCAAUACGGUUUUGACGGUGGAUGGCCUAGUAUUUUUUAUAUCCUUGGUAUUAUCGGACUUCUUUGGUGCAUCAUAUGGAUAUAUAUGGUAUCUGAUAGGCCCAGCAACCAUCCGCGAAUUUCUGAAGCUGAAAAACAAUACAUUACCAAAGCUGUUGAGGAGAACAUGGGGAAACAUACCGGAAAACCUCCUGCCACGCCAUGGGGUAGCAUUUUGACGUCAAGAGCUGUGUGGGCUUGCUGGUUUGGCCAUUUUGCUGGAGAUUGGGGAGCUUACACUAUGUUAGUGUCGCUUCCAUCUUUUUUAAAGGAUGUGUUGGGAUUGGAUUUGUCAUCGCUUGGAAUUCUAUCAGCAAUCCCUUAUAUUGCCUAUUUUGUUGUGAUCAAUAUUGGUGGAGUUCUUGCCGAUUUUAUACGCAGCAGGAAGAUUCUCGGUACACUCAACACUAGGCGCGCAGCUAUGCUCGUAGCUUUGCUCGGACAAGCCGUUUUCCUCGUACUUUCUGGCUACUGUGGAUGCGGGCAGGAGGCUUUGGUCAUCGUAUUCAUCACAGCAGGGAUGGCUAUCUCAGGUCUGCAGUACUCAGGAUUUGUGGUGAAUUAUCUUGACAUUGCACCUCCCUUCUCCGGUACCAUCAUGGGUAUGGGAAACACGAUAUCUUGCUUGGCUGGAAUUGUGUCGCCCAUGGUGACGUCUGCGCUCACCCCAAAUGGGACUCAAGAAGAAUGGCAUAACGUUUUAUGGCUGACUGCUGCUAUAUUAGCUGCCGGGUCUCUAAUUUUCGCACUUUUUGCAAGCGGAAGUGUCCAAGAUUGGGCUAAACAUAAGGGAGGUGACGCUCCGGAGGAACUACCCCUCAAAGAAGCUGAAGUUGAAAAGGAAGCGCACUGA
This is a messenger RNA of Necator americanus (New World hookworm), 1506 nucleotides long. RefSeq lists its product as uncharacterized. Lineage: Eukaryota; Metazoa; Nematoda; Chromadorea; Rhabditida; Ancylostomatidae. Gene Ontology annotation, biological process: monoatomic anion transport; transmembrane transport. The transcript has 12 exons. Bases 1 to 1506 code for a protein of 501 amino acids. The record is from RefSeq and is a predicted model, not a curated record. Gene Ontology annotation, cellular component: membrane. Gene Ontology annotation, molecular function: transmembrane transporter activity.